UCUAGGAACUCAAUGUCGUUCGCUGUUUCCAGGGAAACAUUUUAAGAACGGACCAGCCAGCGUGUGAAUUUUUUCUCCUUUUGUCACAGUUAACAAUCAAGUUUGUACCGUAAAUGUUAAUCAGCAUUAAUACGGCUUUUAACAUAAGCAGAAACUAAGCAGUAUGUGUGCGGCUUUUAAAACUCGUGUAAGUAAUUCAGAGACUUGAGGGACAUGACUGCGAGAUCGUGUUGUGCGCUUGUUAUCGCACCGUUAUGAGUGACGUGUAACUACAUUCAUUAGACCCUCGCUAACGAUAUAAAAACAAUGAAUCGGGCUUAGUCUAAAGAUUAUUCGUUUAAUGUUGAAUCGACCGUGUAAGCGAUCAUUCAACCUAGCAACUGGAAGAAUGUCAAUUAAAGUUGCAAUUCCUUGAUGGAUAAAUGCACAAAGACUAUUAUAAUGCGAAAUGAUAAAAGCGACAUUAACGUGUAGAUGACAUCAUCCAACAUAAUAAAGCCCGUGUCGUUCGAUUACAUGUGAAGAUAUUACGAUCGGCAUAAAGAUGAUGUACUCUUCACGCAGAAAACCAGUGCUGUAUUUUAAAGAUGACAGAAGAAGUGAAAGUCCAAGGGUGCAUCAUCAUGGAGAUGUUCAUUUUCUAUCGAGGAAAUGCACCGUCUGGAGGCUCUUCGGGCUCUGCAUGGUGUUUGUUUUAGGGUCUCUUCUUUGGGUGCAGUUGACUUGUUCAGGAGACAUGAGUCAAACUGCUGGGUACAGCCAUCUCCCUCACCAGCCCUGUCCUGUAGAGAGACAAGCCUCCUCUGUUGAUGACCCCUCCUGGGGCCCUCACAAAAUGGCCCUCAUCAUUCCAUUUAGAGAACGCUUUGAAGAGCUGCUGAUAUUUGUGCCAUACAUGCAUGCUUUUCUCAAUAAAAAGAAAAUAAGGCACAGAAUAUUUAUUAUAAACCAAGUGGAUCACUUCCGAUUUAAUCGAGCUUCACUUAUCAACGUUGGCUACAUGGAGAGUGGCAAUGACACAGACUACAUUGCAAUGCAUGAUGUGGACUUAUUGCCUCAAAAUGAGGAUCUAGAUUAUGGUUUUCCAGAGGAAGGACCUUUUCAUGUGGCCUCCCCAGAGCUUCAUCCUUUAUAUCAUUACAAGACUUACGUGGGUGGGAUCCUGUUGCUCACCAAGAGACAUUAUCAGAUGUGCAAUGGAAUGUCAAAUCGCUUCUGGGGAUGGGGAAGAGAAGAUGAUGAAUUCUUCAGAAGACUAAAAACGGCUGAACUUCAGCUUUUUAGGCCAAAGGGAAUAACUACAGGAACUAAAACAUUCAAACACAUCCAUGAUCCGGGCUGGAGGAAGAGAGAUCAGAAGAGAAUUGCUGCACAAAAACAGGAACAGUUCAAGAUCGACCCUGAGGGUGGCCUAACUAACCUCCACUACAAGGUGGAGUCCAGACAGGAAUUGACCAUCAGUGGAGCUCCAUGUACUGUCAUCAGCACCUCACUCCAGUGUGAUCUUAAUGAGACUCCGUGGUGCCAGUUCAGCUAAUGCGCUUUAGCAGGAUCUGGAAAUCCCAAAUGGUACCAACUGUUUUUCAAUGGUGGCAGUAAAGCAUCCACCGCUUAUUAGUGCCAGUCACACUUGACAAAUCCUCUAACCAAAAGGACUUGAAUUGUUGACUCUGUUAGGAGUAAACGACGUCGAUUUUUCAGCUUUUAUUAUAUAGGACAGUGUUAUUUAAUUCAUCCACGAUGAAGCGCUGACAGUUUUGCUGCCUCAACAUGGAGUUGUCAGGUUCUGCACUGAGUUUGCAUCUGGAACAUUGCAAAUAUGGGCAUCCAAAUACCAGAUUUUCAAUGGUUUGGUUUUUAAUAUUUUAUUUGUAAUGGGUGGCCUGCUUUGGACUGUUUUUCAUAGUGCAAUUGUGAGUAUUUGCUCAGCCUUGUCUUUAACAGAAAUCCAUAUUUUAUCUUAGCUUGAAUUUAGGAUCUACAGCAUUGUUCCUUGAAUAUGUGUCUUAUAUGGACGAUGGGUUUAAGGGUACUUUGUAUUUGCACAUUAUUCAGUAUUUAUAUAAAAUUGAAUUAGUUGUUUUUACAUUUGUUCAUAAUUCAGAAUGCAUGUUGUUACACCUUACAGUCACAGGUUUAUGUAAGGACCCUUUUAACUGGAAGCAUGAAGCUACAUCCAAAACACGAAAGUCUUUAAGUGCAACGUUAAUGAAAUUCUGACCCCACAAACAUUUUGUUUUCAUUGGCAAUGCUUGAACGCACGCUGUGAAUUGGUACCCUGUCUUAAGAUAUGGUAAUAUAUUACAACUGUUUACGAUGCCUGUGGCAACAAACUUCUUGACAAAAAAAAAUAAUGCUUCACCAAUGCAACAAUUACACUCACUCACUUUUUAAAUACAGGGUACUUUACAGUCACAAACAGAGCAAUGCCAAUAAUAAAAGUGUGUGGAAAGAGAACAUUGUUUUGCCUAGAAUCUAAUUAUUGGGAUGUUCUGUUUAUUAAAAUGAAAAGUUGAUGGUA
Misgurnus anguillicaudatus (oriental weatherfish) is the source of this 2521-nucleotide messenger RNA. It is a transcript of the gene b4galt7, whose product is annotated as xylosylprotein beta 1,4-galactosyltransferase, polypeptide 7 (galactosyltransferase I). Gene Ontology annotation, biological process: carbohydrate metabolic process; proteoglycan biosynthetic process. Gene Ontology annotation, cellular component: Golgi apparatus. NCBI's taxonomy places the organism in Eukaryota, Metazoa, Chordata, Actinopteri, Cypriniformes, Cobitidae. Gene Ontology annotation, molecular function: xylosylprotein 4-beta-galactosyltransferase activity. The record is from RefSeq and is a predicted model, not a curated record.